AUGGCAUCGAAACAAACGGAAGAAAAGGCGUCCCAGCCCGGCCACCUGGCUGUGCACACCACGGAGCUCCAGACUCAGAAUGGUGCUGCUCUGUCUCCCGUCUCAACCAGCAACAGCCUCGAGAAGGGGCCCAAGGAGACCAGCAUUGACAUGCCGCGAAACUCGGCCAACUCGUCGCCUAGUUCGGCUCGUCGACUGAGCCCCUUCGAUACCGAUGUCGAGGCAGGUCAAUCCUCGGAGAACCUGAACCGCAAGUCAACCCAGUUCACGGGCCGGACCCUGAACAACCCCAACUGUUCUGUCUGGCCAGGUCAGGACCACUGGAAGCAGAAGGCCCGCGCCGCCAAGCUGAAGAACCGAUCUUGCAAAUGCAUGGCCCAUCUUAGCAAGCGGACCAGACUGGUUGUCAAGAUUCUCAUGGCGGCAUUGAUCAUCGGCAUCGCUGUGGCCGUCGGCCUCGGUGUCAGCAAAUCACUCGGCGCUGGUAUCUGGAAACCGCAAGGGCAGUGA
Molecule: messenger RNA, 510 nt
Organism: Neoarthrinium moseri
Lineage: Eukaryota; Fungi; Ascomycota; Sordariomycetes; Amphisphaeriales; Apiosporaceae
Exons: 1
Coding region: 1-510 (169 amino acids)
Source: RefSeq, a predicted model, not a curated record